Salvelinus namaycush (lake trout) is the source of this 4236-nucleotide messenger RNA. RefSeq names its product NLR family CARD domain-containing protein 3-like. The record is from RefSeq and is a predicted model, not a curated record. Lineage: Eukaryota; Metazoa; Chordata; Actinopteri; Salmoniformes; Salmonidae. The coding region runs from base 1625 to 3058 and encodes 477 amino acids. The transcript has 4 exons.
ACCACGGCUAAGGGCUGUGUCCUAAGAACAACACUUAGCCAUGGUAUAUUGGCCAUAUACCACACCUCGUCAGGCCUUGUUGCUUAAUCAUAGCAGUCAAAACAAGUUAACUCGACAUCCAUUGACGGAAAAUUAUCUGGCGAGUUAAGGGCAAAUUAUAUUUUCUCUUGCAACAUAUUUUUAAGCUCACAAUCAUUACUAUUUUGAUGGAAAACAAAAUUUUGCUUCUUAGCCUAUGUCGUUAUAAAUUACUUUGAUUUCCUUCUUAAAAUGCUUGACAACCUUAUGGAAAAAGGGUUAAUCAAAUAAAUGUGGCAGCUCCUCUCUUGCUGCGAAAACAAAAUGUUGGGCUAGUUUUCAGGCUUCGUGAGCGGGUUUUGAUAGAUCAUUGGGCUAGAAAUUUUAACUAGACCUGGCAACCCUAAGUAGGAGGUAUCUUUGAAAGUGAACGUAACCUAUUACAGUUUCGUCUUUGUCGGACCUAAAUCUUUGUACGGUCUUGUCUCUAGUCUAGACAAAUAUGUAGAAUUUGAACUGUGACAUUUGAGUUAUUAUUUUUGUCCCUAGUGUUGUGUAUUUUGAAUUAAUAAAUAUAAUGUUUUAGUCAAUUGAAUCGGCUUAAGUGAGACAAAAAGUGCAUUUAGUAGCAGAGUGGUUUCCAAACAAGCUCACCUGAAACAGAAAACGUCGGUAUUUCUUCAUGGUAGGAGAGGCCUACUCGCAAGUGGCAACAAGUCUGUCAUUUACAUGCAUUUCAUCUAUCGUCAAUAUUUAACCUUCAUCCACAAAUGUGUGUUUAUUUUUUAUUACAUCCACAGGUGUGUGCUGUCUGGCACUGGUCAAGUAGCCAUUGACUUCAGACUUUGAACUGUGACCCUGAACCUGUACCCCUGAGGUUCUCCAGGAUGGCAGGGUGAGGGGCUGACACGAUGGAACAUGAUGGAGGGGACACAAUAUCAGAUGUCAGUUUUCCAUUUGGAGAGGGGGUGUCUGAAUGAGGAAGAAAUAGUAUCUCUGUGUCUGAUGAGGGAGAGGAGGCUUUCUAUGUGCCUGAAAGGAGACCCUCCCUGGGCCUGGGCAAUGGCCUGAGACCCAUGUACAGGGCGCAUGUCACGUGUCAACAGUAAUGUUUCCUAUUUGUCCAAGUCUUGAUCCUUUCACUAUCCAUCCUCAAUCAUUGAUAUUUGGUGUGUGUUUAGUAGGCAUGAUGUGAAAAGGGCUCGAUCAUUGUCCAUGUGAUGUUCUAUGUACAGAGUCCAGCAGCAAAGAACAGAGUCUUACUCCAGCUGCUACUCUGUGGACAGUGAUGACUGUGAGACCAGAACCAGGAAGUCUCAAAGUUUCCUGCAGUGGAACUUCCUCCAAGACCAGAGCUGAUCAAAAACCCAGAUGAGAAGAGGCACCCUGCCCUGACUGUAGACUUCACCUUCAAGGCCAUCAGGAAGACAGUGGAGAAGCUGGGGAAGGAUGAUCUGAGGAAGUUUAAGAUCACGCUGUGGAAGCGUUACCCAGAGUCGCUCAGUGCUCCUCCCCAGGGCAUGGACAUGGUGACUUGGUGGACAGGUUGCUGGAGUGUUAUGACCUAGAGGUGGUCCUGCAGCUCACCAAGGCCCUGUCGAAGGACAUGGGCCUCAAGCGCCUGACUGACUUCCUCAGGGACAUUUGCAAAAGAAACAAAGGCAACGCUGGGCCUAAUAUCCAGCACGAGGUCAGAAACAUUGAAAAGCUGUCCACCAAUCGCAAGGAGAAGCUGAUCACCUGCAGGCAAAUAUUUGACCCCAAUAUGAUCUAUGAGAAGCAUGUCAGGUCUAUAGUCACCAACGGCAUCGCCAGGGUGGGGAAGUCUGUGGCUGUGCAGAAGUUCAUUAUGGACUGGGCUGAGGACCGGAAGCACAAGCGUGUCUACUUCCUGUUCCCACUGCCCUUCAAAGAGCUCAACCUCAUGCUGGAUCUAAAGUCCUGCCUCCUGGAGAUCGUCCACGCCCUCUACCCUGAGACCAAGGUGCUGCCCAACUUCAAGUGCUGCGACGGCAAGGUCAUGUUCGUCUGUGACGGGCUGGACGAGUAUGCACGUCCCCUGGACUUUCACCUCACUGAGACUUGGUGUGAUAGCACCGAGCUGGCCAUGAUGCAUGUGGUGCUGACCAACCUGAUCAGGGGCAACCUGCUCCCCUCCUCCCUCUGGGUCAUCUCCCGCCCACUCACCUACAGUCGGCUGCCCCUAGAAGCUGUGUACCAGGUGUUGGAAGUGCGCGGCUUCACUGAUGAACAGGAGUACUUCAGGAGGAGAUUUGAGGACCCGGCGCAGGCCGAUAAGGUGAUAGCCCACCUGACCUCCUGCAAGACCCUCCACAUCAUGUGCCAUCUGCCCAUGUUCUGCUGGGUGGUGCGCGGACUGUUCCAGCGCACGUUCUGGGAGAAGGGGCCGGAUGUAGAGCUCCCCAAGGGGCUGACCCUGAUGUACAUCCACUUGCUCUUGGUGCACCUGCGUGUGCGUGGCGCCAGGGGCUCGGCCUCUCACACCCCAGAAGAGGAGAGGGACUUUCUGAUGAAGCUGGGCAAGCUGGCCUUCACAAUGCUUGAGAAGAACCAGAUGGUCAUUGGCAAGGCCACCUGGAAAGACUGUGGGGUGGAGGUCGCUGAGGCUGUCACUAAGAGUGGCCUGUGCAAUGAGUUCCUGAUCGAGCAGUUUGUCAUGUACCAGGAGAAGGUCCAGACCUUCAUUCACCCCACCAUCCAGGAAUACCUGGCUGCCCUCUACAUGUUCCUCACCUGGAGGUGCACAGGGAAGAACAUCCUGGAGCAGCCGCUGAAAAGCAAGUUCUCACUCAUGUUCAAGAACCCCAGUCUGCUGGACAUGCACCGCAGCGUCAUAGAGAGGAGCCUGCAGAGCCCCGAUGGAAACCUGGACGUCUACCUGCGCUUCCUCUUGAGCAUGGCCCAGAAUGCCAAUCAGGAGCAGCUGCAACGCUUCCUACCCAAUAAGAGCAAGUGCUCGUCUGUCUCUGAGGAGAGCCUCCAUCAUCAAGAAGAUGAUCAAAGAAAACCACCACCCUGAAAGGAACGCCAACCUGCAGUGUUGUCUAAAAUUGCUAGGGGUUGGUGCUGAAGCUCCCAGCCACAGCCGCUCUAACUUUGUGAAUAACCACUGACUGGUAAUACUCUGAUGACAGUAUUUAUAAAGACAAAGAGAGUGUUGUUAGGUUAAGGGAAUUGGGGAAGAAACAUAUGGAUACUUCAGGGUUGCUUUGUAACAAAAAAGUACUAUCUGUGGAUAAGUACAAAUCUGUAAUGUGAAAAGCAGCCACAAGGUGGCAGUAGCAGUACACUAUACUACUAAGAGAGGCAGUGAGGUCACCGGGCUAUAGUGAGGGGUUGUCAAAAUAAGAGUCAAAGGGAUGUGUGAAACCAAUUAAGCCAUUGAAAAUGUAUAUUUAUAGGCCAUUACACAUGUAUUGACUAUACACAAAAUAUAACAUUGUCAUUAUGAUGCUUUACAUAAAUAGUGAGCUAAUGUAAACGCACUCUUAUCAAUGCUUGGUAUGUGUUUACAAGGUUUACACAAAUGACAUGAUGCAAUCUUAUUUGCAAUGGCUGCCUACUUCCAGGACAUGUAUGGUGUUGCUUUGUCAUGAUAAAACACAACUUAAUCAAUUUCUAACAGAGAUGUGAAAGAAUAACGGCAGAUUAAGAGAAGUUCCCUUGAACUAAAUCAUCUUUAACCUAGGUUACAGUUGUGAGAGUCAGUUCAUUAAACAAAUGUGUAUGGUCACAAUUUUAAUGUAUUCUUUUUCAUCCAUCCUUUCUUAGUCGUCAGUUUCUUUUGAGUCCUCAAGAUUAUUGCAUUAGAAUCCAUACUUGACUAUUGCCACUAGAUAGAGCAAUAGAAGGGCUUUUUGUCAGUAAGUGUUCAUUGUCUUUUUCACUGAACUAUGGAUGAUGCAUGAGUGGACUAAGUCCAUUCGUCAUCUCAUUUCUUGCUAGCGUGUUUUUCUUUGGUCCUUUUUCCUAUGUCUUUUCUCAUUGUUCUCUCCUCGGUUUGGUGUUGGGAGUGGGUGAAGGAGGGGGAAAUAUAGCCUUGUGAUUGGUCAUCAGUGUGACAGUCCUUUGGUCAAGCCCAGCCGGGCUGUUUAUCACACAGGUAAAGGUGGACCUGAAGUCCUCUGCAGUCACGCUCUUAAACACCAGACUCCUCUGCAACACCCUGCCGUCCUCAGAAACUGAUCUGAAACAAAC